CUCACUCGGUCCAGAGCUUCAGUCAGGAGAGAGACACGAAAGGAGGAGGAUGUGCCGAGUAGCGUGACCCGCACUCCUUAGUAUCCCCCGUCCAAGGACAGAUACAGACUGUGAUGUUACUAGGUAUAUCAUCCUAUUAGUCAGUGUAACGACGGCCAAUACCAAAGAAUAUAAGAGCCAUCCUCCUUUACCCAGGCUGUGUCGACAAGUGCCAGAUAUACUAGUCCCCCGUCUGUUGGUCAGCUGAAGCAUCACGACCAAGACUUAUUACUCAAGUGUUUUAUGACGGUUCGCCCAUAUUUGCCGUCAACCUGUUGAUCUCUCAAGUGUCUCAACGAAUAUGAGAUUAGAGAUAAAAUCGGCGGCCAAUUUCUUAGUCGAUUUGGCGCGCCUUAAUAACAGCGGUUUGACAGAGAAGCAGUUGGAGAAAUUUCGUGAAAAUGUUUGUGAUAUUCUUCUCCGACACUACACCAACCACUGGUUCCCCGACAAACCGGUUAAGGGUUCUGGCUACCGCUGCAUCAGAAUCAACGGUAACCUGGAUCCACUGAUCGCCAGAGCGGGAUUCAUGAUGGGCCUGGCUGUCUCUUUCCUCAGAUCUCUCUUUCCUUCUGAGCUCACCAUGUGGGUCGAUCCAAUGGAGGUGGCCUACCGGAUCGGCGAGAACGGGUCUAUCUGUGUCCUGUACGAAGAAGUACCCAACAAGUGCUCUUCCCCACCUCCCACCGAGACCAAGUCCCCGGCGAAGGCACUGCCCCAGCCUGCGACUACACCUCCACCUGCCCUGCCUGCAUAUCAUCUCCAACAAGUCACGCAUCCCCACCAUCACCACCACCAUCAUCACCAUCACUUCUCGCCGUCCAAGUCCGUCGUGGUGUCCAGCCCCCUCCACCAUUCCCCGCCCUUGUCUCCUGUGACGACCCAACAGCAACAUCAGCAGCAGCAACAUGCAGCAGCGACAGCCAUGCACUUAAGCAUGUUCAUCAUUGGAAAGGAUGGUGCUAACCUGGUCAAGUGCAAGGAAUCUCUUCGGGGAGGGCUGGACGCGCGGUCUCUACAGAUGGACCGGCUCUUCGUGUCAAGUUGAGCCCCACUCCGUGACAACUCUUGUGAUCUCAACCACGCCAACAGUUGAAAGUACAAUCAGGGACCAACAAGUGAUCAGAAUACCACCCGCCUCCAUGAAGGUUCGGUUGUUUGACCAGCGUCUGAACGACCGACGUCGCCCUCAAUCACAACGGGAAAAAUUCUAAGAUUAUUUGUAAACAUUAAUAUUUAUGUAUAUAAUGAGCUAUAUUAUAUAAUAUAAUAUACCUAUUAAGUGUUGUGGGUGUUUGGUCGUGUAGACGCGAGUGGGACAACGUUAUCCAUCAUGGGAUGAAGAUCACUGCUGCUCUGAUGCUGGCCAUUGCAUGCCUCCUCGUACUUACCUAACCCUUAAGCACAUAGCUGUGGUUCUACUAGCCCGGGCACGAACCACCCUUUGGGACCAGGAAUCGCAUCGGUUCCGUCUAUUCCAAGUCCCCUGGUGUGGUUCAGGGCUUGUGUACCUUUUGCGACCAUGGCGAGCUGGGGGGUUAAAGCAGCCUGUCUUUCUCUAACAAGUGGACGAGUGGAGGGCAGCGGAUGGCUCUAGCAGCCGUUCGUCUAGGCUGCCGUGGUAGUUAAGUUGUGAUAUAACAACCGCGGCUGCCUGGCUCUGGCACAGCCAAGAUAUCCCAGUUCACCCUAUGACUGAAAAAUGUAACUUUUUCAGAUGGUACAAAGUCAAAGUUUUUAAAGUGUCUGUGAUUUAAUUCGGUCGCAGUAUUUUAUUUUCAUUUUAUGAAAAAUGUUCUAGCUCAGUUCGUCAAUGUUUAGCUUUAGCGACAUUUUUUUUGCUUUAAGCAAUUCAUGGGUAGUGAUACAAUUGUGUACAUUUUUCCUUGUUGGUGCAUGCUUAUCUUGUAAUAUAUGCCUGUAAAAAAAAGCUAUUUUGUUCCACAAAACGUCUAAUUUUACUAGAAAAUCGUUUUGUACAGUAUAAAUAAAAUGUCCAAUGCAUUCAA
Cherax quadricarinatus is the source of this 2048-nucleotide messenger RNA. RefSeq names its product protein BTG1. Gene Ontology annotation, cellular component: nucleus; cytoplasm. NCBI's taxonomy places the organism in Eukaryota, Metazoa, Arthropoda, Malacostraca, Decapoda, Parastacidae. The record is from RefSeq and is a predicted model, not a curated record. Gene Ontology annotation, biological process: negative regulation of mitotic cell cycle; negative regulation of cell population proliferation.